AUGCAGCCGCGGAUUCAUGUCGACACUCGAUAUAUUCCCUCGGCGGAACCUUCGGUUCCCGCUCUUGCCGUCCAGACGACUCGCCUGGUGGACACAUACAUGCUCUGGGUGGGCACCACGGAUUCGGAUCCGGAGAACGUUCGGAAUGCACCUCUGCAGGGCAGUCUCUCGAAGGACUGGGCAUGCGCCAUGCCGACGAGAGAAACGCUAGGCACCCCAGCGGCGGGAACGUCGCUCUACAGGUCCUCGGCGUCGGAUGCGGCUUUGACGAUGGCACAGCGUCUCGCCCGCCGUUUCAAGAAGCAGAUCUUUUUGUCCAUUGAUGUGCCGCCUUCGCUUGGGUCCAUGGGCCAGGAGGGGAAGCUGUUGCUGGCGGUCGAGCGGGCAGUCGUCGAGACCCUGCGGUCGCACGAGGCGCAGGGGGGCACGCAGUAG
Molecule: messenger RNA, 435 nt
Organism: Epithele typhae
Lineage: Eukaryota; Fungi; Basidiomycota; Agaricomycetes; Polyporales; Epitheliaceae
Exons: 3
Coding region: 1-435 (144 amino acids)
Biological process (GO): proteasome assembly
Source: RefSeq, a predicted model, not a curated record